This is a messenger RNA of Paracoccidioides lutzii Pb01, 402 nucleotides long. RefSeq lists its product as hypothetical. Bases 1 to 402 code for a protein of 133 amino acids. The transcript has 2 exons. The record is from RefSeq and is a predicted model, not a curated record.
AUGACACCAACACCAACCGUCAGCCAGUCGAAACAAGAGAAUAAUAGAGGCGCGGAGGCAUGGGAGCUUCAAGACCGCAUCGUUAGAUCAUUGACUUGGAGGCCCAUCAGCAUACUGAAGGAUGGAGCGAUGCGGAUAUGCUUCUUCCAGGCCAAGAUUCAAAGUCAUAACAGUCAUCCAGACCCAUGGUUCACUAUGGAUCCAUCCCGCCUCUCGUGCUUCGCCACUGCAAUUGAAGAUAUCCAUCAGGUCAUGGGGGGGUCGAAGUCGCUGACGGACGUUUUGUUGGGAAUGCUACAUUCCCACUACUAUCAGUUGGGAAUCAGCCCCGCACCCGCAGACGCUCACUUAUUCUGCAGUGGCAGUUUUGGUGGAGCCGCAAUUGAAGCAAGGCAGGCCUGA